This is a messenger RNA of Cinclus cinclus, 829 nucleotides long. It is a transcript of the gene ACER3, whose product is annotated as alkaline ceramidase 3. The transcript has 11 exons. Gene Ontology annotation, cellular component: endoplasmic reticulum membrane. The record is from RefSeq and is a predicted model, not a curated record. NCBI's taxonomy places the organism in Eukaryota, Metazoa, Chordata, Aves, Passeriformes, Cinclidae. Bases 26 to 829 code for a protein of 267 amino acids. Gene Ontology annotation, biological process: phytosphingosine biosynthetic process; ceramide metabolic process.
GCUCUAGCCUGGAGCGGGCGCCGCGAUGGCCCCGGCCGCCGAACGGGAGGGUUACUGGGGGCCGCCGACCUCCACCCUGGAGUGGUGCGAGGAGAACUACGCCGUCUCCUACUACAUCGCCGAGUUCUGGAACACAGUGAGUAACCUGAUUUUCAUUCUACCUCCAAUCUAUGGUGCGAUUCAGACCUAUAAAGAUGGCCUUGAAAAACGGUAUUUAGCUGCAUAUUUGUGUCUUACAGCUGUGGGAUUGGGAUCUUGGUGCUUCCACAUGACCCUGAAGUAUGAAAUGCAGCUGUUGGAUGAACUGCCAAUGAUAUACAGUUGUUGUGUGUUUGUCUACUGCCUGUAUGAAUGUUUCAAGUACAAGAAUACAGUCAAUUAUGCACUGCUUUUCUUGUUAAUAACAUACAGCGUCGUAGUCAGCAUAGUUUACCUAGAUUUGAAAGAGCCUGUAUUCCAUCAGAUCAUGUAUGGAACACUAGUUUCCAUCAUAGUUCUAAGAUCUGUUUAUAUAGUAUUAUGGGUAUACCCAUGGCUUAGAGGUCUAGGCUAUACGUCCUUAACUGUAUUUUUAAUGGGAUUUUUUCUCUGGAAUGUGGACAACAUUUUCUGUGAUAAAUUGAGAGCAUUACGAGAGAAGAUGCCUCCUGUGGUGGGAGCUGUGACACAGUUUCAUGCAUGGUGGCAUAUUCUCACAGGGCUUGGUUCUUACCUUCAUAUCCUGCUGAGUUUAUAUACAAGGACACUUUUCCUGAAACACAGGCCAAAGGUGAAGUUUGUUUUUGGAAUAUGGCCUGUUCUGUUUGUGGAGCCACCCAAGAAGCUUUGA